Klebsormidium nitens is the source of this 1582-nucleotide messenger RNA. Lineage: Eukaryota; Viridiplantae; Streptophyta; Klebsormidiophyceae; Klebsormidiales; Klebsormidiaceae. The record is from the annotation of a GenBank genome assembly.
GCCAUUGAAUUUGCACUUCGCAUAUGCAGCAUUCAACAAGCCGCAACAAGGCGCAAGAGUUUCGCUUGUACCUUUCUUCUUUUGGCAUGCCAAUAAGUUUCCAGGGGUUCAAGCAAAUGUUCCUGAAGGUCCUGACUUUCCAGCUGAAUCCACCAUUCUGAGGGCCUUCUUGAUUCGAUGGCGGUAGCCUUGUCGGUGCUCCCCAUAACAUGGUUUUCUCAAGCCCCUGUGCGACUAAAGAGUGAAAGCAGUCCUACGACAAGUUCUUCAAUCUGCAGCGUUGAACAUAUCUGCACUGUAAAGCAUUCAAGGAUUGCCUCAUGUAGAGACCAAAAGAGGUGGUACGUGAAAAGAGCAGGAAGUGUUAGGCAUCAACAACCACGACGAGUUGUAAUGGCAGCCAUCCAAGCUGAGAAUGCGGCAAGUGCAAGCGCAACAGAGAAUGCACCGACGUCGUCUAUUUCUGUGAUGGUCAACGACUGCUCAGGGAAGAUGGGCCAUGCAGUAGCGGAAGCUGCGGUGGCAGCAGGACUGAACCUGGUGCCUCUAGCGAUAACCGGACCAAAGAUGGGGAACAGCAGAGUGGCGUGCGGGGGGGUGGCCGUUCAAAUUAUCGGAGCGGAAGAACGGGACAGCGUGUUUGACCGUGUGCUGAACGAGUAUCCCAACGUGAUCGUGGUGGAUUAUACCCUGCCUGCCGCGGUGAACAGCAACGCCGAAUACUACAUAUCGAGAGGGGUGCCUUUUGUGAUGGGGACGACUGGGGGCGACCGAACAAAAUUGAUAGACACCGUCAAGAAGGCCGGCACCUACGCUGUCAUCGCCCCGCAAAUGGGCAAGCAAGUGGUGGCGUUCCAAGCCGCGAUGGACAUCAUGGCGCAGAACUUCCCGGGCGCAUUUGCGGGGUAUACACUAAAGGUCACCGAGUCGCAUCAGUCGAGCAAAGUGGACACGUCCGGUACAGCAAAGGCGAUCGUCGAGUACUUCCAGAAGCUGGGCGUCAAGUUCAACGUGGACGAGAUCGAGCGGGUGCGAGACCCCUCGGAGCAGGUGCGGCGGAUGCACGUGCCCGAGGAUUACCUUGGGGGCCACGCCUUCCAUACGUAUAAGCUAUUGUCACCAGACGGCACAGUUGCGUUUGAGUUCCAACAUAACGUCAUGGGCCGCAGCAUAUACGCUCAGGGGACCGUCGAUGCAGUGCUCUUCCUUGCAAAGAAGGUCAGGGAGGGUGCCGACCAGAAACUGUACAACAUGAUUGAUGUUCUGAAAGAAGGAAGCAUGCGGUAGCAGCCUGAUUCUGAGUAUCAGGAGGAAACUGAGGCUCGUUCGUCAAACGAUUCACAAGCGUCACAAUCGUGAUUGCAUAGCCUUCUUCUUCGCCUGGAGACGCUUGGAACCGCCUUCGCGGGUCUCUGUUGUACCAGGUUCUAAGAAGUUGCCACGAGCUUUGGCACGUAAGGUGCCGCCAGGCUCGCGUCAAUUCCAAUGACGAGCAUUACAUAAGAAUAAACCGAAUUGACCCUGUCUUGGCCUAAACAUAUCCCCUCCUUGUUUCCUCCAUAAAACCUUUGUAAGUGCUCGC